Messenger RNA from Carassius auratus (goldfish), 4798 nucleotides. Its product is annotated as anion exchange protein 3-like. NCBI's taxonomy places the organism in Eukaryota, Metazoa, Chordata, Actinopteri, Cypriniformes, Cyprinidae. Gene Ontology annotation, biological process: bicarbonate transport; transmembrane transport; regulation of intracellular pH. Gene Ontology annotation, molecular function: monoatomic anion transmembrane transporter activity; solute:inorganic anion antiporter activity. The transcript has 23 exons. Gene Ontology annotation, cellular component: plasma membrane. The record is from RefSeq and is a predicted model, not a curated record. The coding region runs from base 280 to 3972 and encodes 1230 amino acids.
UCGAAAGCCCUGAUGUACAGCAGCAUCUAGUGGCUGACGCGAGCUUCACUCGGAUGAGAGAGAGAGACGGGAAGAGAUAGAGCAGCUGGAACGCUUCACUAUGGACCAGCACGGCCGCUGCGCGCUCUGACCGAUCGUCUCCACUCUCGUUUUGCUUGGACAACUCUCCAAACACACAGGUUAUGUCACCCCACAGACCGACUGGAAAUCCAGCCGUGAAAGAGAAGGGCUGAUUCCGGACCCCUCCGUGUUUCCGCAGCUGCGCCCCUCCCUGUCCCCAUGGCGACAGGAGGUCAUGCCCCCGAGACAGAUGUGUUGAUCAACCUGCAUCAGGUUUUGUCGGAAGAAGAGAAGGGCUCCACAGCAGGACAAGAAGAUGAGGAAUGGGAGAAGGCCUUGUCUGUGGAGAGGUUUGGGGACAUCAUCACUGAGUCUGCCAUCAACGGAGCAGACAAAAUGGGCCGCAGCUACAAUGAGAAAGACUUUGAGUAUCACCGGCAUACGUUUCACCACACCCACCACCCCCUGUCCACCCAUCUCCCCCCGCAGCGUUUCCGCAAGAGGGUGCUCAGUAUGGACCGCCGGCGAAAGAAAAAGAGGAAAAAAAAGAAGACUUCUAUGCCCCCGUCAGAUGUCACGCCCACUAUUCAUGAAGUGGAUGAGGAGGGGGCGGAGUCUGAGACUGAGGGACAGUGCCAAGCAGCCACGCCCACUGAACCAUCUGAAGAGCUGCCACAGCUCAGUUUGGGGAGUGAGGAGGAUCUGGCGGCCGAUCUCCCUCUCACCAGCUUCAAUAUGGAGAGCGAAAGAGCCCCGAGCAGUGAGGAGACCCCAUCCAGCACCGCCGGAAUGGAGGAGCAGGAGGAAACACCAGAACGACCGGAUGGAGGAGAGGAGGAGGAGGUUUCCAAAAGGUUUAGCCCACUUCCAGAACCUGCCAGUAUUGCAACGCGAAGCUGGUUUCGCAGGAAGCCUGUUCACCGGCUGGCUGGAGCCCAGCGGACCAGCUAUGACCUACGAGAACGCAUCUGUAUAGGCAGCAUGACAGCCAUAGAGACUGCGGUGUACCAGAAAGUACCUACAGACGAGGCGGAGGCUCAGAUGCUAGCCAGCGCUGAUCUGGAUGACAUGAAAAGUCACCGUUUUGAGGACAAUCCUGGGGUUAGACGUCACCUCGUCAAGAAAUCAUCACGUUGUCAAGUCGCACGAACCAGCAAUAGCUCACCUCCUCUGUCCAGUCUGAAGAGGAGGAAGAGGAUGGACAAGAAAACUCAUGAGGUGUUUGUGGAGCUCAAUGAGCUGAUAGUGGAUAAGAACCAGGAGAUGCGCUGGAAAGAGACGGCACGUUGGAUCAAGUUUGAGGAAGACGUGGAGGAGGAGACGGAUCGCUGGGGUAAACCGCAUGUGGCCUCGCUGUCCUUCCGUAGCCUGCUGGAGCUCCGCAGGACCAUCACACAUGGUGCCAUAAUGCUCGAUCUGGAUCAAACCACACUCCCUGGCAUCGCCCACUUGCUGGUGGAAACCAUGAUAAUCUCGGACCAGAUCAGAGCAGAAGACCGAGCCAAUGUGCUGCGAGCCCUGCUGCUCAAACACAGUCACCCCAAUGAUGAGAAAGAAGGCCUUUUCCAUCGGAACCACUCUGUCACCAGUCUGGGGGGAUUCCGUCACAACCACAAUCACGUGCACGACACCAGCCUGCCCCUGGUGUCCCAGGACCACGAGGAGAUGCAUGACAGCAAAGCGGCAGAACAUGACAAAGAGAAAAACCCCCACCCUGUCCCAGCUGAGGGACACGCUGCCGCCAGAUCAAUGAAACUCCUGGCAAAGAUUCCCAAGGAUGCCGAGGCCACUGUGGUCUUAGUGGGGUGUGUGGAGUUCUUAGAGAAGCCUGCGAUGGCCUUUGUCCGGCUCAACGAGGCUGUGCUGCUGGAGUCCGUUCUGGAAGUCCCUGUCCCUGUUCGGUUCCUCUUUGUGCUGCUGGGCCCCAUGCAGACCAACAUGGACUAUCAUGAGAUUGGACGCUCCUUCUCCACCCUCAUGUCCGAUAAGAACUUCCAUGAGGUAGCGUACUUUGCUGAUGAUCGACAGGACCUGCUUAAUGGCAUCAACGAGUUCUUAGACUGCAGUAUUGUAAUUCCACCAUCAGACGUUGAGGGGAAAGACCUGCUGAAGACUGUGGCCUCCUUCCAGAAACAGAUGCUACGUAAGCGUAAGGAGAGGGAGCUCAAGAAAUGCGGCAGUAUUGUGACAGGAGCUGAGCAGGAGACCAAAGAUGUAAUUAUGGAUGAACAGGAGGAGGAGGAUCAGUUUGAUGUUGAUCCUCUCAAGCGCUCUGGUAUUCCCUUUGGAGGUCUGAUUCAUGACAUUCGCCGCCGUUAUCCACGCUACAUAAGCGACCUGAAGGAUGCUGUGGACACACAAUGUAUUGCUGCUGUCAUUUUCAUUUAUUUUGCUGCUCUUUCGCCCACUAUCACCUUCGGAGGUUUAUUAGGUGAGAAGACACAAGGCAUGAUGGGAGUCUCUGAGCUCAUCAUUUCCACGGCGACAGUGGGAGUGCUGUUCUCCCUGCUAGCAGGACAGCCUUUGCUCAUAAUCGGCUUCUCUGGACCACUUCUGGUCUUUGAGGAAGCUUUUUAUAAGUUCUGCCAGGCGCAGGGCUUCGAGUAUCUCACCGGCCGAGUGUGGAUCGGGUUCUGGCUUAUCUUCAUUGUCCUAGUGAUCGUGGCAGCUGAGGGAAGCUUCCUCGUGCGAUACAUCUCUCCAUUCACCCAGGAGAUCUUUGCAUUUCUCAUCUCUCUCAUCUUCAUCUAUGAAACCUUCUCUAAGCUCAUCAAGGUGUUUCAAGAGCACCCUCUGAUGAUGAGCUACCCUACAACCCCUGCCUUCAAACCCAUAGACCCUUACGGGCAUAGUGUGAUUGGGGAACCCAUCCUCAACCAGCCCAACACAGCCCUGCUGUCCUUAGUGCUCAUGAUGGGAACCUUCUUUGUGGCCUUCUUUCUGCGAAAGUUUCGUAACAGCAGAUUCCUUGGUGGAAAGGCCAGACGAAUCAUUGGUGAUUUCGGGAUACCUAUCUCUAUACUCAUCUCCGUGCUGGUGGACUGCACCAUCCCUGAGACAUACACACAGAAGCUGAACGUGCCCUCUGGUUUCUCGGUCACAUCUCCGGACAAACGGAGCUGGUUUAUCAGCCCCUUUGGAGAUAAACAGCCUUUCCCUAUUUGGAUGAUGGGGGCCUCAGUGAUCCCGGCCCUGCUGGUUUUUAUCCUCAUAUUCAUGGAGACUCAAAUAACCACCUUGAUAGUGAGCAAGAAGGAGCGGCGUUUGGUCAAGGGUUCUGGCUUUCAUCUGGACCUGCUUCUGAUAGUGAUUUUAGGAGCUAUCUGCCCACUCUUCGGUCUGCCCUGGCUGACUGCCGCCACUGUGCGCUCGGUGACUCACGUGAAUGCACUGACAGUCAUGAGCAAAGCCACCGCCCCCGGAGAGAAGCCCAUGAUCCAAGAAGUUAAAGAGCAGAGGGUGACAGGGAUGUGUGUGGCUAUCCUAGUGGGGUUGUCUAUAGUGAUGACAGAUGUGCUGCGUCAUAUUCCUCUGGCUGUGCUGUUUGGGAUAUUUCUGUACAUGGGCAUCACGUCUCUUACUGGUAUCCAGCUUUAUGAGCGAAUCACACUCAUGGUCACCCCUGCUAAACACCAUCCUGACCACAUCUUUGUUACCAAGGUGAAGACAUGGCGUAUGAACAUGUUCACCAUCAUUCAGUUGCUGUGUAUCACCCUGCUGUGGGUGGUGAAGUCGACUGUAGCCUCUCUGGCCUUUCCCUUCAUCCUAAUCAUGACCGUACCUUUGCGUAGACUUAUCCUGACCAGGAUCUUCGAGGAGAGAGAGCUUGCAGCAUUGGAUGCUGAUGAGGAUUCGCCCAAUUUCGAUGAAGAUGGACGGGAUGAGUACAAUGAGAUCCACAUGCUUGUCUAGUCACAUGGCUCACCUCUUCUUCACUGACCAAUCGAAUGCACGAUGGGAAAGAUGUACAGAAUGGGAAGAACUCUGAUGCACUGCCCUCUUUCAGAAUUAUUUCACAUGUACUUUGAAAUUUUCUAAACCUCCGUUCUAAAAAGAAUCACUGAUCAUGUUUUGGAUACUAUUUUCCUUUUACUCCAAAAUGUGGCCUAAAUGUUUGUCUGCUGCUGCCCAGUGACCUUUGAAUAUAAGAUUAGAUACAACCCAUGCACCUUAGACCUCCCAAAGUGCAAUGAUGGUGAGACUAAUCCAUUAGGUUGGUUCUUACACCUCCAAUUCACCCCAUCCCAAUGCACUGCACCCAUGCGGUCCAGACCUACUGCCUGUAGAUCUUAGUUGCCUUGUACUUUACUGUAGGCAUUGACCACAGAGUUUGAAUAUUACAGUAGCACGACCUCUCAGUGUCCUUAGAGUGGUCGGUCCCUUUGCUGUGCUUGAAAACUGUAGUGCAGUCCCUUUAGAUGUACUUUAUGCAGUAGUGAUACCACUUUGAUUGAUGUAUGCAGUAGUUACAAUGCAUUUAGAGGUGCUAUAAGUGAUUUUUUUUAAAAUAUUUUUAUUUUAUGAAAUAGCAUGCAGAAAACGUCCCUGCUUCCGGACAGAUGUGACUCUCAGACUGUCAGUCAUUUUGAAUUCUUUGGCUUCUGGGGGUUAGCGAAAUGGCUAACAUUGCUUACAGCCCAUUUAAUAGAAAAAACAAAAACAAAAACAUUAUUUAACUUUAGCCUUCCAAACAGAUUCACAGUAAAAGUGUAUUUGAUUUGAUUUGAUUUGAUUUAAG